AUGUUACGUGUACGUUCAGCUUUUCGUAGUCUGAAAUUAUUACAGGCUAGUCGUUUUUUAAGCGAUUCUACACAACAUGUUGAUACAACGUAUAUGGAAAUACCUAUAUACAAUGUGGACAAACCCCAAGAGUUAGAGAAACGAAAGGCAAGACUACACUACCAAUCACGCAAACGGGGUAUGCUGGAAAAUGAUCUAUUGCUUAGUACUUUUGCUAAGAAAUAUCUAGAUGGAUUCAACGAAGAACAGACCAUGAUGUAUGAUAGACUUAUCAAUUCACCUAGCAAUGAUUGGGAUAUAUUUUACUGGAUCGUUGAAAAGCAGCCAACUCCAAAGGAGUUUGACAAUGAAAUUAUGGAUUUGUUAAAGAAGCACGCUAAGAAUGAAGACCGAGUUGCUCUAUCACAACCACCUCUUUACUAA
Molecule: messenger RNA, 423 nt
Organism: Leptosia nina
Lineage: Eukaryota; Metazoa; Arthropoda; Insecta; Lepidoptera; Pieridae
Source: the annotation of a GenBank genome assembly